UAGGCCUCAUAACAACAAUGUCUACCACCAACACAUCACAUUCUCUCUCUCUCUCUCUCUCUCUCUAUGGCAAUUUGCAUAUCUUGUAAAAUUUCUAUGAUGCUGUUAGUCUUCCUAUUUGUGAGUUCUUUCAUGGCUGCCUCAGCCAGUAACUUCUAUGAUGACUUCGAUCUAACUUGGGGCAAUCAACGUGCCAGAAUACGCAAUGGUGGCCAACUUCUCACUCUUUCUCUUGACAAGGCCUCUGGCUCUGGCUUUCAAUCCAAAAGAGAAUAUCUCUUCGGAAGGAUCGACAUGCAACUUAAGCUUGUCUCUGGAAACUCUGCUGGCACUGUCACUGCUUACUAUUUGUCUUCUCAAGGACCAACUCAUGAUGAGAUUGAUUUUGAGUUCUUGGGGAAUAUUAGUGGACAACCAUAUAUUGUCCACACUAAUGUGUUCACCCAAGGGAAAGGGAAUAGAGAACAACAAUUCUAUCUCUGGUUUGACCCUACAAGAAACUUUCACACCUAUUCAAUUGUGUGGAACCCCCAAAACAUUAUUUUCUUCGUGGACAACAAACCCAUAAGAGUAUUCAAAAACGAAGAGGCCACCACUGGAGUACCAAACCCUAAAAACCAACCCAUGAGAAUAUACUCCAGCCUCUGGAACGCCGAUGAUUGGGCAACACAAGGAGGUCUUGUGAAAACGGACUGGUCCAAAGCUCCAUUCACUGCUUUUUACAGAAACUUCAAUGCCAACGCUUGUGUACCAUCUUCUUCCUCUUCAUCUCCUUGCUCUUCCAUGACGACAAGCUCUGUAUUGUCUGGUGCCGAGUGGCAGACCCAGGGGCUCGAUGCAGCUGGCCGAAGGAGACUUCGAUGGGUCCAAAAGUAUUACAUGGUUUACAACUACUGCAGCGAUUUGAAGCGUUUUCCACAGGGCCUCCCACCUGAUGCACACGUUAAGCGAAGCAUUAAAACUGUGAACCGGACAAAUUUGAACGGUUCAACCAUUUUCAAAACUUGGAUGAGAACUAAAAGUAAUAAAAACCGGAUCAAACUGAUGGUUUGGACCGGAUUCAAUUGGUUUAUUGGUUCUAUCAUUUUUUUUUUUUUGCCUAGUAAGUAUAUGCAUUGCUUGAAUGAGUUUGUGAGAUAUUAUUGAUUGUGGUGGUGUUUGGUUGGUUAUGCUUGUGAACAUUCUUUGUUGAGUAUUAAAUAAAACAAAUUGUUUGUUUUCCA
Molecule: messenger RNA, 1223 nt
Organism: Camellia sinensis
Lineage: Eukaryota; Viridiplantae; Streptophyta; Magnoliopsida; Ericales; Theaceae
Source: RefSeq, a predicted model, not a curated record